UUUCUGGUAACUCAGACUCAGAAGGGUAGUGAAGGGCAGAAAGCUGGUGACUGGCAUUUAUGUGCCAAAACAGCUUUGCAGCCAUUUUCUUUCCCGAAGCUUGAGGAUCUGAGAGGCAGGUUGUGUUGAGUCAGUGUCAUCUUACAUCCUGCUAUCAGUCUGUGAGUGCUGGAGACACAGCAGCAAACUCUGGGACGGCAGCAUUGAAUGGACACAACAUGGGGUCAGAUGAGGCCUACAAUUUUGUCUUUAAGGUUGUUCUAAUAGGAGAAUCUGGAGUGGGCAAGAGCAACCUGCUGUCCCGUUUCACCAAAAACGAGUUCAACCAUGACAGUCGCACAACCAUCGGGGUGGAGUUCAGCACACGGACAGUACAGCUCAACAGCUUCACCAUCAAAGCUCAGAUCUGGGACACGGCUGGACUGGAGCGAUACCGAGCCAUCACUUCUGCGUAUUACAGAGGGGCUGUUGGAGCCUUGCUGGUCUACGACAUCACCAAACACCUCACUUAUGAGAGCGUGGACCGCUGGCUGAAGGAGCUCUACGACCACGCUGACCCCCACAUUGUGGUCAUGCUGGUGGGAAACAAGACUGACCUGGAGUCAGAGAGAUCUGUGGCCACCGAAGAAGCCAAAGAAUUUGCAGAAAAAAAAGGUCUUUUGUUUCUGGAGACUUCAGCUUUGGCCUCAACUAAUGUGGAAGCAGCGUUCAACAAUGUCCUUGCAGAGAUUCACAGAAAGGUGAGCAGUAAGGAAGUGGUGCGGGGCUCUAUCAAUGCUGUGAGUUUAAACAGCUCCAGAGCAGAGACCACAGAGGAGAGUAAACCCUGCUGCAGAAACAUCUGAUUACAUCCUCCUCCUGGAGCACAGAGGCCUCAGAAUGGGUGUCAGGGAAACUCCUCUUUCACCCACAACCCUGAGGAAGAGCUCAACAAGAGGUGGGCAACAUGGCAACCUUGGGAACCACUAUUAACGGUCCCGGCUUAAGUGAUGGCUCUUUGAAAUGACUGUUGCAUGUACAAGUUGCAGAUGGAUGUACAAGUUACAUGGUGGCAUAGUAGUGUAUUCAAAAGAUGAUUAAUAAAUGUGAAUGAAUGUAGCUGGAAACCAACAUCAUUUUUUUAAGAGUCCUUGCUGACUAUUGAGGUCAUGUAGGUCAUGUAGGUAAAACACAAAACUGUGUUACCUGUAAGAUAAUAUAUUUAUGAAUUAUGCAAAAAUUAGGAAAAACUGAGAUGCAUCAUUGCGUGUACUUCAAUGUAAAUGACACACGUUUAAUGUUAUUUCUGAAAAUGUUUGGUUGAUGGCGGAUAUUAUAAGUGCUGACUGAGUCUUUUUUUGUCACUGCUAUGCUGAAAAUGAUGAUAUUGUAUGAGACUGAUUACAUUUCUGUUCAUAAAUAAAUGCUUUACAGCCUACUGUAUGUUAUUUAUGUUUAUUUAUAAUAAAAGAUGGGCAU
Molecule: messenger RNA, 1458 nt
Organism: Scomber japonicus (chub mackerel)
Lineage: Eukaryota; Metazoa; Chordata; Actinopteri; Scombriformes; Scombridae
Gene: rab25b
Product: RAB25, member RAS oncogene family b
Exons: 5
Coding region: 219-845 (208 amino acids)
Biological process (GO): exocytosis
Cellular component (GO): recycling endosome
Molecular function (GO): GTPase activity; GTP binding
Source: RefSeq, a predicted model, not a curated record